GUGACGCACGCCCCUUUGUUGGCUCAGUAGCGGUAGCAGCGGCCGCGGAGGUGGCGCUGGGGACUGUUUUCCGUCCGAGGCCAGAGCGGAGCGGUGUCUGACUGAGGCGGGCUGCAAGCGGCCCCCGCGCUCCCUCCCGCCCUGCUCCGCGCCCUCCCGGCCGCCGCCGCCGCCCACCUCCAACCGCCGCACCGGGGGAGCAGCCGCGGCCCACGGGGCCGGAACCAGGCCUGCGUCCGGACGGCAGCCGGAGCCGGAGCGAGAGCCGGGGCCUCGGCGUCCCCGCCCUCUCCGCGCCGCGGCCAGCGUCCGUCGGGCCCGCGCGCGUCGCGCCAUGGACUCGGACGAAGGCUACAACUACGAGUUCGACGAGGACGAGGAGUGCAGCGAGGAGGACAGCGGCGCCGAGGAAGAGGAGGACGACGACGAGGACGAGCCGGACGAUGAUAACCUGGACCUGGGCGAGGUGGAGCUGGUGGAGCCCGGGCUGGGCGUCGGCGGGGAGCGGGACGGACUGCUGUGCGGGGAGACGGGCGGCGGUGGCGGCAGCGCUCUGGGGCCUGGAGGAGGUGGCGGCGGCGGCGGUGGUGGCGGCGGCCCGGGGCACGAGCAGGAGGAGGAUUACCGCUACGAGGUGCUCACGGCCGAGCAGAUCCUGCAGCACAUGGUGGAAUGUAUCCGGGAGGUCAACGAGGUCAUCCAGAAUCCAGCAACUAUCACGAGAAUACUCCUUAGCCACUUCAAUUGGGAUAAAGAGAAGCUAAUGGAAAGGUACUUUGAUGGAAACCUGGAGAAGCUCUUUGCUGAGUGUCAUGUAAUUAAUCCAAGUAAAAAGUCUCGAACACGCCAGAUGAAUACAAGGUCAUCAGCACAGGAUAUGCCUUGUCAGAUCUGCUACUUGAACUACCCUAACUCGUAUUUUACUGGCCUUGAAUGUGGACAUAAGUUUUGUAUGCAGUGCUGGAGUGAAUAUUUAACUACCAAAAUAAUGGAGGAAGGCAUGGGACAGACUAUUUCGUGUCCUGCUCAUGGUUGUGAUAUCUUAGUGGAUGACAACACAGUUAUGCGCCUGAUCACAGAUUCAAAAGUUAAAUUAAAAUAUCAGCAUUUAAUAACAAAUAGCUUUGUAGAGUGCAACCGACUGUUAAAGUGGUGUCCUGCCCCAGAUUGCCACCAUGUUGUCAAAGUCCAAUAUCCUGAUGCAAAACCUGUUCGCUGCAAAUGUGGGCGCCAGUUUUGCUUUAACUGUGGCGAAAAUUGGCAUGAUCCUGUUAAAUGUAAGUGGUUGAAGAAGUGGAUUAAAAAGUGUGAUGAUGACAGUGAAACUUCUAAUUGGAUUGCAGCUAACACAAAGGAAUGUCCCAAAUGCCAUGUCACAAUUGAGAAGGAUGGCGGUUGUAAUCACAUGGUUUGUCGUAACCAGAACUGUAAAGCAGAGUUUUGCUGGGUGUGUCUUGGCCCUUGGGAACCACAUGGAUCUGCCUGGUACAACUGUAACCGCUACAAUGAGGAUGAUGCAAAGGCAGCAAGAGAUGCCCAAGAGCGAUCUAGGGCAGCCCUGCAGAGGUACCUGUUCUACUGUAAUCGCUAUAUGAACCACAUGCAGAGUCUACGCUUUGAGCAUAAGCUGUAUGCUCAGGUGAAGCAGAAGAUGGAGGAGAUGCAGCAGCACAACAUGUCCUGGAUCGAGGUGCAGUUCCUGAAGAAAGCAGUCGAUGUCCUCUGCCAGUGUCGUGCCACACUUAUGUACACUUAUGUCUUCGCUUUCUACCUCAAAAAGAAUAACCAGUCCAUUAUCUUUGAGAAUAAUCAAGCAGAUCUAGAAAAUGCCACAGAGGUGCUUUCGGGCUACCUCGAACGAGAUAUUUCCCAAGAUUCUCUGCAGGAUAUAAAGCAGAAAGUCCAAGAUAAGUACAGAUACUGUGAGAGUCGACGAAGGGUUUUGUUACAGCAUGUGCAUGAAGGCUAUGAAAAAGAUCUUUGGGAGUACAUUGAGGACUGAGAAUGGCCCUGCAUAAAAUGAACUCUGAAAACUUUACCAUCUAGAGUGCUCAUGCAAUUAAAACAAAACAAACACAAACACAAACAAGGAGGCACUAAGCCUAUUCUGACACCGCUGGUCUGUAGUACCAGAAUUCUGUUUUGUUAAUGGAAAGUUUAAGUAAAUUAUAUUGUAAUAAAAAAGGUAGAUAAACCAUUGUACAACAGUAUUCUAGGCCGCCAACAAAGUGUGACAGACACACAAAAAGCCCUCCAACUUUAACUUGUAACGUAGCUUCAUUCUCAAAGCUGACUUCCUUUUUCUUUUUCCUUAGUGUACUACAGUUAAAAUUUCAGAUAGCUCCUUGACACUGCUUUUCAUGUCCAAAUCAGCCAUUUUGUUGUACUUUGGUAAAGGACCUCUUCCCCUUCCUCCCCUGCACAUAUACCACACACAGUUGGACUCACUUUCUCUCAUACCCUAAGGUCAUGAGUGAAUAAUGAUUAUUAGCUACUUGUAAAGGAAAUUCUUGGGAGGGGGAACGGGGUAGGCAGCAAGAGGAUUAAGCAAAAAACACAAAAACUUUGUAUAUGACUUUUAAAACAAGAGGACAACACAGUAUUUUUCAAAAUUGUAUAUAGCGCAUAUGCAUGGAUAAAGCAAGCGUGGCACGUGUUUGCAUAAUGUUUAAUUACAAAAAUAUUUAUUCUUUAAAAAGCUUCAAGAUUAUGUCUAUUUGCUGUGCAUUUUCUUUCAGUUGGCUUUAUCUUUCUAGGGUUGGGGUUGGGAUAAGGGUAUGUUUGUUAAGCACCUCUGCAAGACCUAACUAGAGUGCUUCAGUUUCCCUUUCCUGAGGUCAGUUUGCCCUGUCUGGUUUGGUUCUGCCUUUUGCUGGCCAUGGGCCUCAUGCCUUGAAUUCCCAGCUUCUAGAUGUAGAACAAGGAAAUCAAGUCCUGAGCAAAUGCCGUGGCCUGAUAAAGACUACAAGUGGUUUUGUUGCUUCACCUCAUGAAUGAUCCUGUCCCAACUUACUCUUCCUGUGUGGCCCUGAUGCCUCUAUCCUAGCCCAUGUGCCCAUGUAAUGCACAGGGCUGUAGGCUUCCUAGGCUCCCCAUCACAUCUGGAGGAAGCAUUUCAGAAUUUCUUUUCCUGUUUUAUUUUUCCUGAAUUGCUGCUUUGAGCCUUUUAAAUUUUUAGUUAUGGCUCGUUUCUCAUCCCUUCUUUAUGUUAGGGUGUUGAAUACAUUGUUUUCACUUUAAGUAUAAAUAAAUAGCCAUUCACUUAGUUUGAGAUUGUGAAUUUUAAAUGGUGGAUAUUGAAAUUGCUUGUGUGUGUUACGGUGGGUUCAGUUUGAAGGCAAACACCACUGGAACAUUGAUACUCCCAUCCAGUGUAUUUGAGUAGGAAUCACUGAGUUUGCUUCUUUUCUAUUGUCAGCAUAUAGGAGAAUUAAUAAUGCAUUUUAGCUGUGAUGUCCAUUUUUAUGAAAUUUCUACUAAAAGCUAUGUUAAAAGUAAAGGAUGGUGGUGGUUUUAUUAACUAUAUACCUGUUUAGGCCAUUCUGCCUGUGGUAUUUUUCAACAGGUCAGCAUCCCUAAGACUGUCAGUUUUAUAUUUGAGUGCAGAGUGAACUAGGCAACUAGAUCAAGAGGUAUAACUAUUAAAUGCCAGUUUUGGCUGAGGACCUCUUUGUCUUCCUUUAACUGUCUUGUGCCUAGGGAGUGUUUACCAUUUGUGAGGCAGCUGUGUCUGUUCUUGCAUUGUACAUCUUAUUACUCCAUUGGGAAGUAGGUUCACUUUCCUCUGGCUUUUUGCCUAAGUUAGGCUUUGCUGAAUCACCCUACUUUUCCUUUUAGAAAGGUUGUUACAUGAGAUGUACUUGCAACUGUUCUUUUCCCAUCAAAAAUCAGUGAAUGUUUGCUGAGUAUAUUAUGCUGCUUUCUUAAACUACUUGUUGCUUUAGGAUCAACUUUACAUCUUUUUUCUUCCCUUUCCUUGUCACCUCAGGUGCAAAUCUGAACUCAUGUCUGCUUUUCAAUUUUCUCUUUACCCUCUCUUUUUCCCCAUUAUCCAUCUGACUUUAUUUUAAAUAAUUGCAUCAAUCUUUAAAAAAUAUACAUUUAUCAAAACCAACGAGAUUUCAAAGAAAGCUCAAAGUAAGUUCCUUUUCCUGGUGACUUUGAAAAGCAACCAGAAUUGUCACAUAGAUAUAUGUGGUCCCUUAAACUGCUUUGUGUAUGUAGUGUUUUAAAACAGUUAACUUCGCAGUAUCUAGGUCUGAGUGUCAUAAGUCCUCUUUACGCCCUGCCCUGAAACAAGUAUCCAAAAGAGUGUGUGCACCUUAUAGUCUCAGUCCCCGCCCAUAGAGGGAUAGUGCAGUUGGUGACACUUUCUAGUCCCAGUGCUCACAUGGGACCUGAGAGUAUUGCACUCAUAAUUUGUGUGGAUCAAGGUGAAUUGGCCUUUCUGCUACAUCCAAGCUUUUAACAACUGUCUCCAUAUCUAAGAGUUCCCAGAAUUUAACUGCUUUUUUAGUAGCUUCAGUGCCCCCACCUGGGAUAGGCAAGCCAUAUUGUUAGACAGCUUCCCUAUUUGACCUACCUAAGUCUCUCAGAGGGCUCUACUUACAGUAAGCACCAGGGUUUCCUUGUGUUUUUGAGGUCAGUUACAUUGUAGGUGCAUGCUUCAUUUGAACAAUUCAUUGAGCAACAGGUGAACUUUUCAAUGAUUUCUAAUAAAAUUUUGAUCCAAAGCUCAGGAGACAAAAUUGUGGUAAAUGGAGUAGCAUAUAACAUCACCAGACUCUAAAUUCUUUGUAAUUUGCUGCAACCCAGAUUGUAUAUGUUUUAUGUGUGUUUAAAUAAAUAUAUUAAAGACACACGUGUAUACAUACAUAUCAGUAGAUCCAAGACUGACUGACUUGGUUUGAUAUGGUUGAAUCUGCAGUGUAAUGUGUGGUUCACCUGUGAUUAGGAGUUGAAACUUAGAACAAGAGAGUUAAAGGAUUUAAUGUAACAUUAUUUUAGCCACGUAUCCCAAUAUAGAGCACUUGGGGGAUGGGAUGGGGGGUGGGUUGGUGAGACAAUCAGAUCGAUAAAUUGAUUAAAUGCUCCUAACCCUGUAAUUUUGUGCAUAGAGCACCUUGUGCUGUGGAAAUAACUGUUCUUAGAUUUUCAUUGUAACUGGACUGUUCAGGUUGCCCAGAGGGAAAGAACAUUCCUAAUUCUAAUAAAAUAAACGUUUAUUUUGUUAUUCCA
This is a messenger RNA of Chionomys nivalis (European snow vole), 5238 nucleotides long. It is a transcript of the gene Arih1, whose product is annotated as ariadne RBR E3 ubiquitin protein ligase 1. The transcript is spliced from 14 exons. Gene Ontology annotation, molecular function: ubiquitin conjugating enzyme binding; ubiquitin protein ligase activity; zinc ion binding. Gene Ontology annotation, biological process: protein polyubiquitination; positive regulation of proteasomal ubiquitin-dependent protein catabolic process; ubiquitin-dependent protein catabolic process. NCBI's taxonomy places the organism in Eukaryota, Metazoa, Chordata, Mammalia, Rodentia, Cricetidae. The record is from RefSeq and is a predicted model, not a curated record. Bases 335 to 2002 code for a protein of 555 amino acids. Gene Ontology annotation, cellular component: ubiquitin ligase complex; nucleus; cytoplasm.